CAGCCACCGCCGUUCACGCUCUCAACAACUGCUUUCUGGUUCUGACAAAGUGGUCGACAACACAUGCAUCUCGACGAGGAGAUCUAGCACUGUACCAAAUCCCGUAGCAACAGAAGCUGGGACCCAACAAACAUGGACGCCGUCUCCAAACCCGCUCUUGCAUUUGAGUCGGCUUUUACGCGGAGGAGCAUUAUAGCCUCGUAUUUUCUCGUCAUUUUUCUGGCCUUGCCUCUCUGGUGGAAAACUACUAGCAUCGAACGGCAAGCCCUGCCCGUAUCACGGGUCUAUGCAGCGACUGGAAGAGAGCUCGCCUUCCCCAUUCAUGUCGCCCUCGAUACCAGGAACUGUGAGGUUGGCACGGACACGAUCGUUCAGGAGGUACGGCAUCAUGUCGAGAACAACGGGGAGUUCAAGCAGAACGGUCUGUCAGUGGAAGUAUCCUCCGCAACGGCAACUGCGAAUGACUAUCAGGUCGUUCUUCGUCCGGGGACGCGCGAUCCCAUCGUCGAUGGCCGUAAGGUCACGGUCGAAGUUGCACCAGAACACGCGGGCGUGGCGGCACUGCAACUCGCUGAUACAUUGGCGACUUUGCUCACGCCCUAUACCAGUCUGCGGAGCUCGCAAGCUGAGCGCGUUGUGACGUACUCGCCGCGCUACCGGUUAGCGUUCACUCUUCUGAACGAAGAUGCUGCUGCAGGCAACGCUGCGUUGUCCUGGGACGUACAGAACGCUCUUGCCGCGCAACUAUCGCCGUUGCUUGAGCGCCUUUCCGUGUUGCACAACUUCACGAUUGAGAGUCAAGUACAAUACCAUGGACCCCUUGCCUUUGAGCCCCGUGCACUGCAAGUGGGUGAACAGAUCGAGCAUGGCUUAACGCCUGGGGACCUCACCGUUUUUGUCAAUUCCGCCGAGUGGACGCUAUCAUCAAGUGUCUCAAAUGAUCCAGUAUUGCAUUUCGUCGCUUUCAUACCGUCCUCGAAGCACAGUCCACUUCGCAUCGUGGACAGUAACGGCUUGCCGACGUCAUCGAAUGCUUUCAUACUUCCUCAAUGGGGCGGUAUCAUCAUCCAUAACCCCCAGUCGACCGGUAUCGUGCCAACGCUCGCAGGACGUCCGCUUGACACAAUCUUCGCGACUUUCCGCCAGCAGCUUUCGGCACUGCUAGGCGUUCCAGAGCUCCCGCCGCACGUCCACGCGCGGACUCGCGGCGUCGCAGGGGUAACUGACUGGCAGUUGGACGCACUCGUUCGCCGACGCGCUGCGGAGAACGCCGCCAGCGCGCAGGACACUCUACAGAGCAUCGUACGGCUCGUCGCGCAGAUCGAGGAUAUGCCGGUUGGCGAGGACGUCAAGGGAGACGUGCAAGACGCGCUUGCAGCCCUUGAUCAGGCAUACUCGACCGCGCCAUCGUCCUCGACUGAAGCACUGACCUUCGCAAGCAAGGCGCAAUCUGUGGCGUCGCGCGCAUUCUUCAACCCAGGGAUGCUCGCGCUGUUGUACUUCCCCACGGAGCACAAGUGGGCGGUGUACGCCCCAUUGUUCGCGUCCGUCACUGCCCCUCUCCUGGCUUCCCUUAUCCGGGAGGUGUUAGCGUGGAAGAAGGAGAGGAAAGCGAAGGCGAGAGGGCCACAGCCGGUGGACAGCCAGAGGCCAAAGGCGGAGUAGGGCUUGUAGUGGUAAAGCUGCGUGUUUUGGAAGGCAUAGGUUGUUCUUUAUGUAUGUCCUCUGCGGGCGACAGGAGUCACAGUAACAAACCUUGUCACAGACGAUAUCGAUGGAGAAGCCAGAACAGCUCGGCAGCCUGACAGGUCUGCACAAAGCGUGUAAAGCAGAUGCCUAGAUGUAUCCUUUCAGUGACCAGGUAUCAGGAGUCUCGAUUCGCACCUCC
This is a messenger RNA of Rhodofomes roseus, 1888 nucleotides long. RefSeq names its product phosphatidylinositol-glycan biosynthesis class S protein-domain-containing protein. The record is from RefSeq and is a predicted model, not a curated record. Gene Ontology annotation, cellular component: GPI-anchor transamidase complex. The transcript is spliced from 6 exons. Bases 133 to 1665 code for a protein of 510 amino acids. Lineage: Eukaryota; Fungi; Basidiomycota; Agaricomycetes; Polyporales; Fomitopsidaceae. Gene Ontology annotation, biological process: attachment of GPI anchor to protein.